UUACCAAAGAAUCAUUUAAACAACCUCGACCAAGAUUAUACUUGCGAUACUGAAAAUAUUAAUGCUUAUGAUGACAAAUAUGAUGACUCUUUUACUGAAUCCGCAAAAUAUGCUCAGAGUGAUGAAUAUAAAG
Molecule: messenger RNA, 133 nt
Organism: Racocetra fulgida
Lineage: Eukaryota; Fungi; Glomeromycota; Glomeromycetes; Diversisporales; Gigasporaceae
Source: the annotation of a GenBank genome assembly